UAUAGCGGCGCCGGGUGAGCGGUCAGGGCUCAGGACAGGUGGGACGGCAGGCCACCCUCAGCCACUGCGCAGCACGCUGACCAGCUCACUGUAAAACACUCCAACUAGACUGCAGAAAACAGGAGAAAGAGAGAAAAAACCCAAGAGAUAUACACUAGUGGGGAAAAAUCCUCUGUUUUACCUCACUGACAGACGUCAACUUCAGAAAAACUGGACUCAGACAAAGUGGGACAGAAGUGUGUGGAAAAAUACUUGAAGGAGUGUAAGAGUUUGAAGCUGUGAAACGUACCUCUCAGGGAUUAAAAAUAACAGCUGGCCUCCAGGAUGCAGGAUGGGAGCUGGAAUGACACACUCCCCCGUUCAGUGCUUCUAAAGGAAGCAUGUCCUCCAGGGGGUGUAUCUCAGGAUGGGGAUAGGGGCAUGUUUUUGGAGGCGUCCUCAGAUGGCAAAGUUUACCUGGCGGAGUUCGAGGGAGGGGAUGGGGACUUUCUGGAACUCUCUGCCUUCCUAAGUCAGGAUGAGAUUAACCGCAGUCUGGACCUGGCUCGAGAGGCCAUGAGUGAUGCAGGUGAUCCCUGUGAUGUCUCUGAUAUGCCACUUCCUGCCUCUUUACCCAAAGAAAUUGAGCCAGCACUCCACUCCUCACCCUCUCCCCUAAACUCCACCCCUCAGCAUUUAACCGCAACAGAGAAUCAGCCUCUUCAUUUGCAAACCAAAGGCACCACACUACAGAAUUCUGUUGCAAUGGCAUCAUCAAAUCCAGCUGAAGCUACAUCUGUCAAGGUUACAUCCAGUCAGAGCGUUCAGCUCAACAGACCCACUCAGGCCCAUACAGGCCCUGAACCCCCAGCCUACCAGAAGUCCAGUGUGCCAGUGUACAAGCAGGAGCGUCCCCGGUUGGUCCAUGGAGGUCUGGAGGUCAAUGAGCGAGCAGCUUCCACCACUGAGUUCUGCAGCCGGGCUGCCACCUUCAUUGAGGAGCUCUCCUCUAUUUUUAAAGGGUCUAGCCGUUUUGAUCACCAGGAAGAUGAUGACUCCUCCUCGCCUGACAGUGGUUACCUCUCCCCAAAGAGCCAUAAAUUGGCAAUGCAGCAGGCUCGGUCCUCUUCAUCAUGUGCAUCUUUUUCUCCAGAGGUGCAGCAAGAAGCUGCUCUUGAAGGCAAGACAGGGAUGGAGUCGGAAAUAGACGGGAAUGAGCAUCAAGUUGGUGAGAUCAGUAUGGAUGGGUCAAUGGCUCCUCCUCGGUUCACCCAGAAGCUGAGGAGCCAAGAGGUAGCAGAGGGGAGUCCCAUUACUCUAGAAUGCAGGGUUAAAGGGAACCCCCAGCCAUUGGUCAGGUGGUUCUGUGAGGGGCGGGAGCUGCACCACUGUCCUGAUAUUCAAAUCUGGCAGGAUGGUGACCUGCACACGCUGGUGAUUGCCGAGGCUUUUGAGGACGACACAGGCAGGUACACCUGCGUAGCCUCCAACGCUUUGGGAGCAGACAACACCUCUGCCGAGGUCUACAUCGAGGGAGCCUCAUCUUCAGACUCAGAGGGGGAAGGAUCCGUGUCCAAAUCUAAGUCAGGAGCCAUGCCACAGGCUCAGAAGAAAACAGCGUCAGUGUCCUUGACCAUUCGCACAUCUUCACCAAAAAGCCCUGAUAAACCGUCCCUCCGCUCCACACUGCUCCAGCCACUGUCACAGAGAGUUCAGAGUCCUGUCUCCUCACAGUAUGCUGCUGAUGGGGUCUCAGCUCCCCCUACAUUCACCAAGUUGUUGCAGGAUGUUCAGGCGUGUGAGGGGCAGUUGGUGGUUCUGGAGUGCAGAGUGAAAGGAAGCCCACCUCUCAGGGUUCAGUGGUUCCGGCAAGGUCACGAGAUCCAGGACUCUCCAGAUUUCCGCAUCCUUCAAAAAAAACCGAGGUCUACAGCAGAGCCUGAGGAGAUCUGCACUCUGGUGAUAGCAGAAGUUUUCCCUGAAGACGGAGGCCUGUUCUGCUGCAGUGCUACAAACCAGUACGGCUCCAUCAGAUGCAGCGCCCAGCUCACCAUCAUGCCAGUGUCUGAGGAAUCGCCCAGAAACGGCGUACCCAGAGACGACAGCAUCUUCGAAGACAAUCAAUUGUUCCCACCCCCUCCCCCGCCCACUGAAAUCAGCCUCCUGGAGGUCCCACCCAAAACUCCGCCCAGUGCUGAGGCCUUCCAAAUAAAUGAGCUAGACAUUUGGCCUAGUGUUCAGGCUGCUGCAGAUGUUGAGCACCAAUCGAACGGAGCUUUUUCCAGCAGCAAUACCACAAGCCCCCAAUCAGCAGUGAGUAUGAAGGAGAUUCCAUCCCCUAUUGGAGAAGCUGCACUUCCUCCAUCGCCAUCUCCAGCUAAAGACGGACCCCCUGUUCCCAUCAAGCCCAAACCCAGACUAUUGAAUGAUGUAGCCGAUGACAACUCAGAAGAAAGGAACGCAGAACAACUGAAGCAGCUUCACGAUCAGGUCCUACUAGAGCAGCAGGAAGCGGCUAAGUGGCAGCAAUUCCAGCAGCAACAUCCUGAACAAAAAGCCCCGCCCCUUCCUCAGCACCAGCCACCCCAGAACAUCCCGCCUCCAUCUCCGCCUCUUCCCCCUCCUCCCUCCUUCCAGGAGCUGGAGUGCAGCGCCAUGCAGACGAGCACGUUCAACUAUGCUCGGCCCAAGCAAUUCAUCGCCGCCCAAUCUCCCAGCAGCCCCAGCGGUGGGUCGGUGAGCUACUCCACCCAGUCCUCCACCUCCUCGGGCUCCAGCCUGGCAUCGCCACUCUCGCCCUCCGCUACCCACAAGCCAUUUGGCCGUGUCACCCUGCCGCCUUUCCAGCCAUUGCCUAAAGGAGGUGGAGUGGAGUCACCAGGCUCACCUUCGUUCCCUCCUCCUCCUCCACCCUUCCUCAGCUCCAGCACGGUCACCUCUCCAUGUGGCCCACCGCAGGACUUUCCCCCACCGCCGCCUCCACCCCCACCUCUUGCCACCACAAGUCCCACCCGUUCUGACAGCUCGUCCCCUUUCACAUCCAAGCCCCAGUCACCUGCUGGGUUUUUGGUGUCUGUGUUGCCGGCCACACCCACUGCACCACCUGUCAAUGCACUGGGGCUGCCCAAAGGAAACGGCACAGUCGGGUUCCUGCGUAAGAACACCCGCACACCACGGAUCGUAAGCGACUCCGAGAUCCAAGACUCGAAAGAUGCCGUCAUUCAGGACCUGGAGAGGAAGCUGCGCUUUAAAGAGGAACGUGUCAGCAACGGCCAGCAGAGGUUAACCUAUGAAGAGAAGAUGGCUCGCAGGCUUCUGGGGGCUGACAACGCAGCCACAGUGUUUAGCACACAGCAAACAGACGAGGAGCCCGCUACACAGGAAAGCAGUUCAGCUGAUUCAGAAUUUGUCCCCCAAAAGGAGUACAAGGUGUCGAGCUUCGAGCAGCGGCUGAUCAGCGAGAUCGAGUUUCGGCUGGAACGCUCCCCAGUGGAGGAGAGCGACGAUGACGUCCAGCACGAUGACAGCCCGCUGGGAGACUGUGUGGCACCUUACUUCGACCACAAACUCAAACACUUCAAAGUGUUCGAGGGCAUGCCUGUCACCUUCAGCUGCAAGGUCAUCGGAGACCCUAAGCCAAAGGUGUACUGGUUUAAAGAUGGAAAACAGAUCUCAAAACGGAGCGAGCACUACCGCAUCAGUCGAGAUCCGGAUGGUACCUGCUCUCUGCACACAGCCGCUGCCUCUCUGGAUGACGAUGGCAACUACACUAUCAUGGCUGGCAAUCCUGGGGGCAGGGUGAGCUGCACCGGCAGGAUGAUGGUGCAGGCAGUGAACCAGAGGGGGCGGAGCCAGCGCGCUACACCUGGCCACAUCCGCAGACCCCGCUCCAGAUCCAGGGAUGGUGGGGAGGAGAACGAGAACAUUCAGGAGCGUCACUUCCGCCCUCAUUUCCUGCAGGCCCCAGGUGAUCUGAUUGUGCAGGAGGGGAGACUCUGUCGCAUGGACUGUAAGGUAAGUGGGUUACCUACGCCUGAUCUGAUCUGGCAGCUGAAUGGCCACACCAUCCGUCCAGAUUCCUCCCAUAAAAUGCUGGUGAGAGAGAACGGAGUCCAUUCGUUGGUAAUCGAGCCUGUCACUAGCAGAGACGCGGGAGUUUAUACGUGCAUUGCCAGCAACAGGGCCGGACAGAACUCCUUCAGCCUGGAGCUGAUUGUUGCUGCUAAAGAGAUGCACAAAGCUCCUUCCUUCAUCGAGAAGCUCCAGAACACGAGCGUUGCCGAGGGCUACCCUGUGCGCUUGGAAUGCCGUGUGUCCGGAGUCCCGUUCCCUCAGAUUUUCUGGAAGAGAGAGAACGAGUCCAUCACUCACAACACAGACAGAAUAAGCAUGCACCAGGACAACUUUGGCUAUCUGUGCAUGAUUAUUCAGCCAGCUUUGAAGGAGGAUGCAGGCUGGUACACAGUAUCAGCCAAGAACGAAGCGGGCAUUGUCUCUACCACAGCACGACUCGAUGUUCACUACCAAUAUCAGCAGACACACACCCCAAAGCCCAAGAAGGUGCGUCCUUCGACCAGCCGCUACGCCGCACUGACCGAGCGCGGUCUGGAUGUGAAGGCAGCUUUCUUCCCAGACUCCAGCCCCCUGCCCCCUGGCACCCUGGUGGAGAGUGAUGACCUGUAGAUGCUUGCUCAGUCCUGACACUAUAAAUCCUUGACCCCAGUGCCACUGUCCCAGAACCAGACAUCAUCAUGGCCAUACCAGAGGAACCUUAACUUGUUGACUGUUCUCAGCUGUUUGAAGCUAAGCCGAAGAAAAAUAAAUCAGAAAAUUAAAAAAAAAAAAAAAAAAAAUCAUUUUUUUCACAGAGAGAUUCCAGUUCAUUGCAAAUUUGGAAGAUUUGAUUUUGGUCCAUGUGAGAAGAUGGGAAGUGAGGAAGUGUGAUAGUGAAGUGAGGUCAUAUCCAGUUUCUUUCAGACUGCACAUACACACCCACAAAUUCAUGUCAAGCUGAUUUGAGGAAGGAGGUACUAUACCAAUGAUCACCUUUUCUGCCAUAUCUACAUAGUGCCUGAGAGAUGAUUAACCAAUUCAAAAUGCUUAAUGCAAAAAUCGAUUCAUUUUAAAUAAAAACAUCUAGUUGUGCAUGUGUUACUAUGGUGCCAGUGUGUAGUACUUAAUACUCAGUGCCUUAGUCUCUAUUUGAGUUGCUGGAGAUCUGUAGCAGAAAGACUUAUGGGUAAUGGAGCGGUGUUUCUAGAGAACUCUGAGCACAUUCGGAGUUGGAUAGGUCUAAUAGUUAGGUUUCUAUUAGUGGCGUUCCCUUUUUGUAGUGAACUUCUUUUUAUGUGAACCACAGCAGUCUGGGUGUAGAUAGACUGAUAACACUACCACAGAUAUCCACCAUGUCUGGACGCCAUAGAUAUUGCACAAGGCCGGGCCUUAUUAUUAUUAUUAUUAUUAUUGUUUUUGUCUUUCUCUAUCUUGUGUUUGGGCAUAGGAAAGUUGUUACAGGUUCUGAACUGGGUUAUGAGAUUGAAUGAUUUUCAGAAUGACAUCCUUGCUCUGUGUUUUCGUAGACGAGAGUGACAGGCAGGUGGAGGUAUCCUAGGCGAGAGGGCAGUUUGGUGCGGGAAUACUAGCUGAGGAGAACAUGACGUGCAUUGGCUGUGGAGAGAUUACACUGUCACUUUAAAUGGAGAGUGAAUGUGCGGUCAGAAAAAAAAAAGAUUGUUCGAAAGAAUUUACAUGAUAGAAAUUAGCGACACCAGUGAUACUGAUGCAGUGGAUAUGAUAAUGCUAAAGUUGUUUUCUGUUCAUACAAACACACAUGCACAAGUUUUUAGCAACGGCAGAAGUGUAUUCACCACUUAAACACGACUGUGUACUUUUUCAUACGAGGAAGAGGGAAAACAGUGAAGUGGAAUAUUUAUAGCCAGAUGCAGACAUUAAAUUAUAUUAGUGAUUUUCUCAUGGCUUUAUGCCCAGUCUUUAUUUAACUAUAUAUUUACCACCAUUCGAAUUAUUUACACUUAUCUUUUUCCUUCGUAUUAAUAUAUAUAUAUAUAUAUACACACAUAUUCAACUCUGGUACUUGUAUUACAUUACAAUAUCUUAGUCAACUAGAGUCAAGGGUAGCUGGAUUGCACAAACGUAAAGCUUGCAGAAAUAUAGCUAGACAUAUGACUUCUUCAUAUGUACUCACUCAACUCCUUUCAAUAGCUUUUGUCUUUUUUUUUUUUUUUUUCCUUUUGCUGUUAGUUCUGUCUCAACACAAUACAUACUUAAGAACUGAUGAAAGAUUUUGUUCGUUUAGUUCCAAGCUGACAUGCCUGUAUAUGAAAUGUUCUUCUGACUGUUUUGGUUUAUGAACAAUAUAAAUAAAAAUCUCUGGAAAUACUAA
Molecule: messenger RNA, 6382 nt
Organism: Pangasianodon hypophthalmus (striped catfish)
Lineage: Eukaryota; Metazoa; Chordata; Actinopteri; Siluriformes; Pangasiidae
Gene: palld
Product: palladin, cytoskeletal associated protein
Exons: 24
Coding region: 325-4662 (1445 amino acids)
Source: RefSeq, a predicted model, not a curated record